Vigna angularis (adzuki bean) is the source of this 465-nucleotide messenger RNA. RefSeq names its product disease resistance protein RUN1-like. NCBI's taxonomy places the organism in Eukaryota, Viridiplantae, Streptophyta, Magnoliopsida, Fabales, Fabaceae. The record is from RefSeq and is a predicted model, not a curated record. Gene Ontology annotation, biological process: defense response. The coding region runs from base 1 to 465 and encodes 154 amino acids. The transcript has a single exon.
AUGGUUGGUGAAAUUAACUUUAUGGAAGCCCUUGAAUUGUUUAAGUGGAAUGCUUUCAAAAACAAAGAAGUUGAUCCAUGUUACAAGGAAGUCACAGAGCGUGCAAUGUAUUAUGCCAAUGGCCUUCCAUUGGCUUGGGAAGCUAUAGGCUCGAACUUGUUUGGAAAAACCUUGGAUGAGUGGGAAUCUACAUUAGAAACUUAUGAGAGAAUUCCAAAUAGAGAUGUUCAGGAAGUUCUUAAAGAUAGCUAUGAUAGAUUGGAGGCUUCUCAGCAAGAAAUGUUUCUUGAGACAACUUGCUUCUUUAGUGGACGGUCUCGUAGAUACGUUAGAAAUACGCUUGAGGCAAGAGGUGGUGUUUGUCCACAAUUUGGUCUGAAAGUGCUGGAAGAAAGAUCUCUCAUUAAAAUUCGGAAAUGUCCGCAUGAUACUAUGGAAAUGCAUCACAUAUGGGAAAAGAAAUAG